This is a messenger RNA of Owenia fusiformis, 4407 nucleotides long. The record is from the annotation of a GenBank genome assembly. NCBI's taxonomy places the organism in Eukaryota, Metazoa, Annelida, Polychaeta, Sabellida, Oweniidae.
GAGGCCAUAUUAUUUGACUUUACUUGGACUUUGGGCCUAGUCACGUAUUACCUGAACUGGUCAAUACAAAUGAGUGACUUGCACAUUAUCACAACUGUAUCGGAUUUGUUCAAUGCAGCAGCACAUCAUGGAGGGAGACACACUGGUUGUCUUCGUGAAUGGAAUUAAGCAUGAAGUAACAAAACCUAGUGCCGAGACAACUCUUCUACAAUACCUUAGAACAGAACUAUGCUUGCCCGGCACCAAGUUGGCCUGUGGGGAGGGGGGUUGCGGCGCGUGUACAGUGAUGGUCUCUUGCUACAAUCCAACCAAUAAAAACAUACGACACUAUACCGUGAAUGCCUGCUUGAUGCCCCUCGUAGCAUUGCAUGGUUUGGCUGUCACCACAGUAGAGGGAAUAGGAAGUACAAAAACAAAGCUACAUCCUGUACAGGAACGACUAGCAAAGGCUUAUGGCAGCCAAUGUGGAUUCUGUUCUCCUGGGUUUGUGAUGUCAAUGUACACGUUGCUACGCAACUACCCCGAACCCUCUAUGUCACGGAUAGAGACUGCAUUUCAAGGUAACCUAUGUAGGUGUACAGGAUACAGGUCUAUCUUAGCAGGAUUCAGGACCUUUAGCAAAGAAUGGGCAUGCGAAAAGGGCGAGAAUUGCUGUCAAAAUCAGAAACAAGGUGAACAGAAUAGUAAGAUCUGCACAAAAACAUUCGAUGCCAGUGAGUUUGCUGUAUAUGACCAGACUCAAGAUCCUAUAUUUCCCAGUGAACUACAGAUAAAGACAAAUUAUCAUACGAAGACAAUCACUUUCACUGGUCCAACAGUACAAUGGUGCAGACCUACCAGUCUGAACGAACUGUGCCAACUCAAACAAGACAAUCCAGAUGCUGUUUUCACUGUUGGUGCGACCUCUGUCGGUAAGGAUAUCCGAACAGAGAGAAUACAGGGGCUUGUUUUGUGUUUGUCCCAUGUGCCAGAAUUACUAGAUAUUUCCUCAAAUGAUAUUCAAAUCAAGGUUGGAGCUGCAGUUACACUUGCUCAGCUGUAUGAAUACAUUGAAACCAUAGCAACUGAUACAAAUGGUGAGAAGAAACUUGGUCUACAGACCGUCUUGGACAUGCUACAUCAAGUGGGCGGACAUCAACUCAGGAAUGUUGUUAGCAUAGGAAGUAACAUUGCGAGUGGAGGUGGUCGUUCAGAUGUUCUUACACUACUCAUGGCUAUGGGUGCAACUGCAGAUAUUAUAAAUGCUCAAGACAAAUCAACAGAAUGUAAAGCAAUCUCUCAAUUGGUGGCUGAUGAUGGGAGUUGUUUGUUACUGAAACAACAGAUCAUCACGUCAGUUAAUAUUCCAUAUCUGACACAGGGUGAACACUUAUAUUGGCAUAAGCAUGCCCCAAGAACAGAUCUCAACUUAGCGACAGUGAACUGCGGGAUGAAAGUGAAACUGAAUGCAGAGUCCAACACUAUUGAUGAUCUUGUGCUGUGUUAUGGGGGAGUGGGCCCUUCCAGUCAACUUGCAUCAAACGUGAAACAAGAAACACGUGGAAAGAAUUGGAAUAAUGAUGUUGUGACAUUUGUGUGCGAUCUGUUGGAGAGUGACAUUGAUGUUACACUUAACGCAGAUGGAAGUGUCAAUUACAAGAAAGCACUCGUCUCAAGUCUUUUCAUCAAGUUUUACCUGAAAGUUAACGCCAUAAUUCAAUCACAGCCUGACCAGUCUCCUGAUAUGUCGAGUGUACGUAGUCACCCGUUGAGUGAAGCUAGUGAGGUGUUUGAAGAUGUACCUGCUGACCAAGCUGCCAUUGACACCGUAGGGAGACCUGUUGUACACAAAGGAGCACUACAGCAGACGACAGGCGAAGCAGUAUACUGUGAUGACUUACCAGCAUACAAAAAUGAACUUCAUAUUGUUUUGAUCACAAGUAAGAGAGUCCACGCAAAGAUCUUGAAGAUCGAUGCAUCUAAAGCAGAGUCCAUGCCUGGUGUGAAAGGAUUCCUCAGUUUUGCUGACAUUCCUAACCAACAAUCAGGACAUGCGGAACAUAUAUUUUCAAAUGAAGAGGUAAAAUAUGGAGGCCAUGUUGUUGGAGCAAUAGUCGCUGAAACAGAGAUGCAGGCUAGAGUUGCAGUGAAGCAUGUGAUUGUUGAGUACGAGAAUCUACCUGCAGUUUUAACCAUAGAGGAUGCAAUAAAGAUGAAUAGCAUGUUACCAAAUUGCUCAGUAAUAAAACACGGAGACGUCGAUGCAGCUUUUGCAAACGCAGAUGCAAUAAUAGAAGGUGAACUUGAAAUGGCUGGACAAGAACACUUAUACAUGGAGCCCCAGUCAUGUAGGGUUGUACCAACGGGAGAGGCUCAGGAAUUGGAGAUAAUAGCAUCUACACAGGGGUUAGCAGACUUACAGGAUGGAGCGAGUGAUCUGCUUGGGAUUCCUCAGAACAGGAUAUCCGUGAAGACAAAGCGGGUUGGUGGAGGGUUUGGGGGUAAGGAGGCUACCCCACUAUGUUUGGCUACCAUUGCCUCUAUAGUCGCUCUCAGAUUUAACAAACCAACACGGCUGGUGUUAGACAGGGCUACUGAUAUGGAAUUCACCAGUAAGAGACAUCCGAUCAAUGCUAAAUACAAGAUAGGUUGUUUGAAAUCUGGUAAAAUAGUUGCUGAGGAAGUACACUUCUACAUCAAUGCUGGUUACACCCCUGGCAUGUAUGGAUUGUUGGCCAUUGCGAGCUUACUUAACUUAGCAGCUGAUAGUGGAUACAAGAUAGACAAUUUUAAACUAUCUGCCAAUGUAUGCUUGACAAACAUAAACCCUAGCGGUGCUAUGAGGGGUUUUAUGUCACCCCCACUGGCUCUACUAAUGCAAACAAUUAUGAAUGACGUCACAGUGAAGCUCAAUUUACCAAGCACUCAGGUGCAUGAGAUCAAUAUGUAUAAAACUGGGGACCGCACUUUCUAUAACAGGGAGCUUAAUGAUGCAGGUAGUUUGAAAGUCUGUUGGGACACUUGUCUAACCAAUGGCGACUAUUACAAAAGAAAGGCAGAAGUAGACAAAUUCAACAGUGCUUCUAAGUGGACCAAGAGAGGUUUGAGUGCCAUACCAGUAUACAGGGAAUUAGGAAUUCCAGUCAGACCUUUUGCACAGGGUGCAGCACUAGUGAACAUCUACAAGGACGGUUCGGUGUGGAUCAGCCAUGGUGGUGUAGAGAUGGGACAAGGUCUACAUACAAAGAUUAUCCAGGUUGCCAGCCGAGUGCUAGAGAUACCAUGUGAGGCAAUCCACGUAUUAGGAACAGACACGAAUUGUGUUCCAAACGCCUUGAUGACAGCCGCUAGCCAUGGGACUGAUCUCUUUGGUAUGGCUGUUAAAGAUGCGUGUGAAACGCUAGUUAAAAGACUGGAGCCAUAUAAACGCAAUAGCCCAGACAAGCCUUGGGCGAUGUGGGUAAUGCAUGCCUACUUAAACUGUACUAGUCUCUCUGCUACUGGCUUCUAUGAUCGCGGACCAGAGUAUGUUCUGAACUUUCAAAAUCCCUAUGAUGGGGGAAAGGGGCAAAAAUACUUCGUGUGUGGUGCCACAAUGGCUGAGGUGGAAGUGGACUGCCUCACUGGGGCUAAUAGAGUUAUACGUGUAGAUGCCACAAUGGAUUUGGGUCGCAGUUUGAAUCCUGCUAUAGACAUUGGACAGAUUGAUGGAGCCUUUGUCAUGGCGUUUGGAAUGCUUGUAUCGGAGACCUUGGAAUAUGACGAGAAUGGCUUUCUUAAAUCUAAAGAUAUUAACUCCUACCAUAUACCUGGAGUAAGAGACAUUCCGACCAAGUUCAACACUCAACUGAUCAAUUCUGACAGUAAAGAGGCAGUGCUGUUUGGCUCAAAGGGAGUUGGAGAACCGCCAAUUCACAUGGGUAUCGCAGCAUUCAUGGCUAUUAAAGAUGCCAUUCACGCUUCCCGCAUUGACAAUGGAGUCCAAGGAAACUUUCAGAUGAACAGCCCUGCAAAUGCACAACAAAUAUUUAAAUUGUUAUCUGUGAAAGACAGUAUAGCGUAUGAUAAAUUGAAAUCUAACAUUUAAUUCGGCUGUUGACGAGUUAAGUCAUCCCAGUAUCAUGUUGAUAAUUUGGUUAGCAUCAUGGGCUCUAUCAAAAACAUUAGUAAUUUUAUUUGAUACACUAAAAUUGAUUUUAUAUGUGUACAUUGUCAAAAUAACUUUCUGCGUAAAUGAGCAUUUCCUUGUAUAACUAUAGAUUGUGUACAAUCCAUAGGCUUAGGUCGAUAGAAAUAACUUUAAAAUAAAGACGGCAUGCUAGAAAAAUAUAAUACUGGAUUCUGUCGGUGCUACCAUCUUUAUAUCGACCCAAAACCUAUGGUACAAUCAGUACAAACUGCUGUUCAAAGUUAGUGCAGAAUUCGUGC